Molecule: messenger RNA, 1861 nt
Organism: Vollenhovia emeryi
Lineage: Eukaryota; Metazoa; Arthropoda; Insecta; Hymenoptera; Formicidae
Gene: Mettl14
Product: methyltransferase-like protein 14 homolog
Exons: 5
Coding region: 596-1777 (393 amino acids)
Cellular component (GO): RNA N6-methyladenosine methyltransferase complex; nucleus
Molecular function (GO): mRNA binding
Source: RefSeq, a predicted model, not a curated record
GUAUAGAAGGGAGUAUCGGAUGAGCCACAAGUAGGAUCAUCCCUAGGUGUAGAAUGGGCAUGACCCGCGUCGCGCGACCAACGAAUGGUGUGGUAAGUGCAGCGAGCGUCAUUACCGACGUGACCGUCGUCGGGGCAGAAAUGGCGUAACUCCGAUCGCCUCGUCUGGCGUCGGGCGAGCCUGGUUGACUGUCAAUCAUUGGCAUAUGCCGCGCGUCAUGUCGGCACCUGAUAAGAGGUUAGGCGCGUUCAUGGCAUCGUUGAUUUUUCCAAGUUUCUGAACGAGAACGCGGUGGAGAAAGAAAAAGAGGACGCGCUGCCGCGCACUGAAAGUAACGAAAAGUAGAACGGCCGAAAGAGGAAGGAUAAACUGAGAAUGCGAUUUUUCUCGCCGAUCCUGAACGUAGCCGCGUAAAUAACGAACGAGUUGAACGCCGAGGUGGGUCUCUUCUCGCGAGAGUCGCGAGUAACGCGAAUCCCUCCGCCCGCUCGUCGCUCCUCGGCUCCGCUCACUCCGCUGCUCGGUGAUGUGACUUCCGCGGGGCGAAACGGGACGACUCCCUGGACAUGUGCUCCCGCUCGCGAUGUGAACGAGAAUGCACAUGAUGCUACAGGCUCGUUGGGAACGCUCUCAGAAACGCAAGAAGCUCUUGGCCCAGACGCUGGGAGUUUCGAGCGUGGACGAACUGCGACAGAUUCUGGGGACGGACGUGGAGGACACGCAGAAGAAGAGAGGCAGGCUGUCCAAUGACAAGUCCGACGGCGCGGUCAAAGAUUUGAAGGACGACGUCGCUCCGGCGGACGAGAUUGUAUAUAAGGAUUCCUCGACGUUCUUGAAGGGAACGCAAUCGUCGAAUCCGCACAAUGACUACUGUCAACACUUCAUCGACACCGGCCAACGGCCGCAGAAUUUUAUCAGAGACGUGGGUCUGGCGGACAGAUUUGAGGAGUACCCAAAGCUGCGCGAGCUGAUCAAGCUGAAGGACGAUCUGAUCGCGGAGACCGCGACCCCGCCAAUGUAUCUAAAAACAGACCUGCUGUCGUAUAACCUGAAAGAGCUCAAUUGUAAAUUUGAUGUCAUUCUUAUAGAGCCACCGUUAGAAGAGUAUCAAAGAACGUGCGGCGCAACCAAUGUGCAACUUUGGAAUUGGGACCAAAUAAUGGAGUUGGAUAUCGGCGAGGUGGCCGCCAAUCGCAGCUUCGUGUUUUUAUGGUGCGGUAGCAGCGACGGAUUGGACAUGGGACGAUUUUGUCUGCGCAAAUGGGGUUUCCGUCGUUGCGAGGAUAUCUGUUGGAUCCGCACGAAUAUAAAUAAUCCGGGCCACAGCAAGAACCUGGACAGUAAAGCGGUGCUGCAGAGAACGAAGGAGCACUGUCUAAUGGGUAUCAAGGGAACGGUGCGACGCUCCACUGACGGGGAUUUUAUUCAUGCCAACGUCGACAUCGAUCUCAUCAUAUCGGAGGAGCCCGACUACGGGUCCAUCGAGAAACCCGUGGAGAUUUUUCACAUCAUCGAGCACUUCUGCCUCGGCAGAAGAAGGUUGCAUCUCUUUGGACGUGAUAGCACCAUUAGACCUGGCUGGCUCACCGUCGGUCCGGAGCUAACGAACACUAAUUUCAAUGCGGACCUCUACCAGAGUUACUUCGCCAAUGGUCAGAUCACUACCGGCUGUACCGAAAGGAUAGAAGCGCUCAGACCGAAGUCGCCGCCACCAAAGGGAAAAGUGUCCGGCCGAGGAAGAGGAGGCUUCAAUCGUGGCAGAGGCAGAGGGAGAUAAAUAAAUCAGACUUCUGCAUUGUAUGUCUUUCGAAUUAUUACAAUAGAUACGAGAAAUCUGAAAAUAUAAACACAUAAACAAUUA